Molecule: messenger RNA, 2460 nt
Organism: Pseudopodoces humilis (Tibetan ground-tit)
Lineage: Eukaryota; Metazoa; Chordata; Aves; Passeriformes; Paridae
Gene: TWNK
Product: twinkle mtDNA helicase
Biological process (GO): mitochondrial DNA replication
Cellular component (GO): mitochondrion
Molecular function (GO): ATP binding; 5'-3' DNA helicase activity; single-stranded DNA binding
Source: RefSeq, a predicted model, not a curated record
CGCUCUUCAUUGACAAGACCACGGGCAGCUUCCUGUGCACAGCCACCCUGGCCGAGGGCACCUGGCAGGACUUCCAGGCUAACGUGGAAAUGCGGCUCCGUGGCAUUACCCCCAUUCCCCCUGCCAGCUCGGAGGAGAUGGAGGAGGAAAUGCGACAGGCUCGCGAGGAUGCCCGCUGCAUCUGGGAACGGGCUCUGCCGCUCUGGGAGCUGCUGGAUGAGAAGGAGACCAAGGAGACCAAGGCUUUGUUUGGUAUCUCGCAGGUGACAAAUGCCACCUUGAAACGCUUCGCUGUGCGUUAUUUGAGGACUGCCAGAUCUCUCGUUUUCCCCUGGUUCAGCCCUCAAGAUGCGACCCUGAAGGGUCUGAAGCUCUUAAGAGUGGAGAAAAAGGGGGGCACGAUAACUUACGUGGAAGAGACUUUACCCCGCUUCGAUUCCUAUCGCAAUCUUUUUGGGCUGCCUCUGAUUGGCCGCCGAGACACAGAGCUGGUCUUAACUGGGUGGGAGCUGGAUGCCCUGGCCCUGCACCAAGCGGCAGGAGUGGCCAGCCUGGCCCUGCCACGGGGGGCCAGCAGCCUGUCUCCCACCCUUCUCCCCUACCUGGAGCAGUUCAAGCGCAUCACGCUGUGGCUCGGCGAGGACUUGCGCUCCUGGGAAGCUGCCAAGCUGUUCGCUCGCAAGCUGAGCCUCAAGCGCUGCUCUCUGGUGCACCCUGGCAACCUGCAGCCCCGGCCCUUGGAGGCUCUGAACCAGGGCCUGAACGUCACCAAAAUCCUACGUUCUGCCGUGCUUGCCAGCCACAAAUCCAUCAUCUCCUUCCGGCAGCUGCGCGAGGAGGUGUUCGGGGAGCUGGUCAACACCGAGCAAGUGUCUGGCGUCAAGUGGGCACGUUUUCCCGAGCUCAACAAGCUCCUCAAAGGACACCGCAGAGGGGAACUCACCAUCUUCACAGGCCCAACAGGCAGUGGGAAGACCACGUUUAUCAGUGAGUAUGCACUGGACCUGUGCAUGCAGGGCGUGUGCACGCUGUGGGGCAGCUUUGAGAUCAACAAUGUCCGCCUGGCCAAAAUCAUGCUGACACAGUUUGCUGGCCGGCGCCUGGAGGACCAGCUAGAGCUGUACGAUGAAUGGGCUGAUCGCUUCGAGGAGCUCCCGCUCUACUUCAUGACCUUCCAUGGCCAGCAGAACAUCAAGACAGUGAUUGACACCAUGCAGCACGCGGUCUACAUGUACGACAUCACCCACGUGGUCGUCGACAAUCUCCAGUUCAUGAUGGGACACGAGCACCUCUCUGUGGACAGGCUCGCUGCCCAGGACUACAUCAUUGGUGCCUUCCGCAAGUUUGCCACAGACAACAUGUGCCACAUCACCCUGAUCAUCCAUCCUCGCAAGGAGGAUGAUGAGAAGGAGCUUCAGACAGCCUCCAUCUUCGGCUCUGCCAAGGCCAGCCAGGAGGCCGACAACGUCCUCAUCCUGCAGGACCGUAAGCUGGUGACGGGGCCAGGGAAGCGCUACCUGCAGCAAGGUCAGGCUGAAGAAGAUGAAGGAGGAGAAGGAGAUUUUAGCCAACAAAAUCGUGGAGGGAGGCUCAGGAGCCUCCAAGAAGCCAUGAGCCCAGCAGGUCUCUGCCUCAGUUCGUCUGGAGGAACAGAGACUAGUUCUGGCAGCCCAAGGCUGGAAUAUGCCAGCUCCUCUUCCCUGGGAUCAUGUACGAUGCACCUCUGUGGCCCUUUCUCCUGCAUGAACAAACCUCUUGAACACGAGGACAGUGUCUCUGAGAUGGGGGACCACCAUGAGAGGAGUGGUCUCAUCCUAGGGAAGAGUGAAGGGGAAGGUGCUUUGACAAACACUGGCUGCUCCGUGUUGGUGCUGAGUGCUGGGAGCAUGGGGGGAGUGGAGGCAGAGUAAGCUGGAUGAUGGUGGGGAUGAUCUGCUGUUUCGGGACUUGCAUAUCUCUGGACCUGGGGCAGGUUGUUAAAUUCUGUCUAAAAUGGAACUGAAAUCCUGAACAGUCACUAAAUGGGAGGCAAUUAUGUAGAGGGACACGUAGUAGAAACCCCCCCUGUCACAAAUGGGGUCCUGCAUGGGAUGGAGCCAGCAAGGGAAAGAUGGUGAAGGAAAGUGUGAGAUUGUGGGUGGCUCAUGCUUCAGGGUGGGAGCAGAUGUUAAUGGAACUCACCGGUUCUACCCGCAUGGCUGGCACCUGACCUGGCCCCCUUUGCUAAGGGUCCCCCAAGCCCCUUUUUCUGGGUGGGCAUCACCAGCAAUAAAACCAUGUGGGGAACAGUCCUUCCUUGCUCUGCUGGGUUUGGGGGGGCUGCUAUCCCCCCUGCCUUCAGGGCUGCAGGCAGCAAAUACUGUGACAUGACUAGUCCUAGCCAUGGUAGGGGGUGUCCAUGGCUGGAUUUUGGUCUAAUUCCUUUGAUUUUUUUCCUCUUUCUAGUUUUAUUAAAGUAUA